UGAAGAAUAACUCAUUGAUCAAUAUCCAACAAGGCAUAGAGUUGGUCGUGCGAGCCCUGUGGAGAAGUUAUUAGGGGAAAACGUGCGCGCUAUUCUUUAAACGUCAAUUUCUUGUUUUCACUCGGACGAAUUAACAGGGCAGCUGCAAUGUGGAUUCAAGUGCGCACAAUGGAUGGGAAGGAAACCCACCGGGUGGAUUCCCUGUCCAAACUCACCAAGGUGGAUGAGCUACGUCUCAAAAUUAUGGCGAUCUUCAACGUGGAGCCUGAGAGGCAGAGGCUGUUUUACCGUGGCAAGCAGAUGGAGGACGGACAUACCAUAUUCGACUAUAACGUGGGCCUAAACGACAUAGUGCAGCUGCUUGUUAGGCAGAAGUUGCCUGCUGGUGAUGUUGCCAAAAGCAAGGACAAAGAAGCUGAACUCUCCGAUUCUGAUUCUGGCUGUGGCUCAACCCAGAGUGAGUCUGACAAGAGCUCAACUCAUGGCGAGGUCGAGGGUCAGACUGCCGGCACCUCUGCCCAAAUAAACACCCAAGAGCUCAUUGACCCAGGGUUUGGAUUUUUUAAGAUCAAUGAGUUGGUGGAUGCAAGAGACUUGAACAUGGGGGCGUGGUUUGAAGGCCAGAUCGUGAAUGUUACCAAGACGACAAAGACUCCUAAAGAGGAGGCAGCUGAGGCAGAACCAGCAGAGGAGGAGAUACUGUACCACGUGAAAUAUGAAGACUACCCAGAGAAUGGAGUGAUUCAGCUGCUGGUCAAGGAUGUUCGUCCAAGGGCCCGUACUGUGUACCAGUGGCACCAGCUGGAGCCUGGUAUGGUUGUCAUGGUCAACUACAACCCAGAUGACACCAAGGAGCGUGGCUACUGGUACGAUGCUGAGAUCCAGAGGAAAAGGGAGAGUCGCACCGCGCGUGAGAUUUAUGCCAAGAUUAUCCUUGGUGAUGCUGGUGACUCCCUUAAUGACUGCCGGAUCAUGUUCCUGACUGAAAUCUACAAAAUCGAGGAGCCUGGUUCUCUAAGUGACGCCCCAGCUGGAACUGAGAGUCCACUAAAAAGAUCAAAUGGACCUGAGUGCAAGCACUGCAAGGACAAUCCCGAUAAAAACUGUCGCUGGUGUAACUGCCACAUCUGCGGCAUCAAGCAGGAUCCUGACAAACAGCUGCUGUGCGACGAAUGUGACAUGGCCUAUCACACAUACUGCCUGAACCCCCCACUCACCUCCAUCCCUGAGGAUGAAGACUGGUAUUGCCCAGGUUGCCGUAACGACGCCAGUGAGGUUGUGCUGGCUGGACAGAAGCUGAAAGACAGCAAGAAGAAAGCUAAGAUGGCUUCUGCCAGCUCAUCCAGCCAGAGGGACUGGGGCAAGGGAAUGGCCUGUGUUGGUCGAACCAAGCAGUGCACCAUCGUCCCGUCCAACCACUACGGCCCCAUCCCCGGCAUCCCUGUUGGCUCCCUGUGGAAGUUCAGAGUGCAGGUCAGUGAGUCUGGCGUUCACAGGCCACAUGUAGCUGGGAUUCAUGGCAGGAGCAAUGAUGGUGCAUACUCUCUGGUCUUGGCAGGAGGCUAUGAAGAUGAUGUGGAUGAUGGAAAUGAGUUUACUUACACUGGCUCUGGAGGGCGAGAUCUGUCUGGAAACAAGAGGACUGCUGAACAAUCAUGUGACCAGACACUUACCCACAUGAACCGGGCGCUGGCUCUCAACUGCAAUGUCCCUGUCAAUGACAAAAAUGGAGCAGAGUCCAAGAACUGGAAGGAAGGCAAACCAGUUAGGGUUGUGCGCAACUGUAAGGGUCGCAAGCACAGUAAAUACUCCCCUGAAGAAGGAAACAGAUAUGAUGGGAUAUAUAAGGUGGUGAAGUACUGGCCAGCCAAAGGUAAAUCUGGCUUCUUGGUUUGGCGGUAUCUGCUGAAGCGGGAUGAUGAUGAGCCAGCACCAUGGACCAGAGAUGGCAAGGAACGCAUCAAGAAGCUUGGUCUUGUUAUGCAGUAUCCUGCAGGCUAUCAGAAAGAGAAAGAGAACAAAAAUGAAGUGGAAGAGGAGGCAGCAACGCCCAGCAAAGCAAAGAGGAAGAGAAAAUCUCAGGGCAGCGAAUCCACCAAGACCUCACCAGCCAAGACUCCUAAGAAAGUCAAGGUAGAGGUGUACAAGCUCACCCAGGAGCAGAAAGCACUCAUCAAGGGUGAUAAGCCAAACAAGAAGCUGUGGGACGAAGCCAUGGAGUCACUGUCACUUGGACCGAAAUUCUUGAACAAAGUUGAAGAAGUUUUCCUCUGCAUUUGCUGCCAAGAAGUGGUCUUUCAGCCCAUCACCACAGAGUGCCAACACAAUGUCUGCAGGGAAUGCCUUCAGCGAUCCUUCAAAGCAGAGGUGUACUCCUGCCCGGCCUGCAGACACGACCUGGGCAAAAACUACUCCAUGGCUGUCAACAAAUCCCUGCAGGACAUUCUAAAUCAGUUUUUCCCAGGGUACAGCAAUGGGCGAUGAUCAUUGGUUCUGCCUACUCUGGAGGAAACAUGAUGUAAACUGUAAGGGGAAUUUUCAAUAGAGGCAAUAAAGAAUCAGUUUCUCUUAAUAUAUUUUUUAUGAUUAUAAAACUACAAUUUUUGUGAACUUCAGUGCUACCAUUUUUCACCUUGGAUCUGCCAUGAUGUGUAGUUAAUGAUAAAUUGAAAAUUCCUUCCUAACUGCCUGUACCAUUACUCCGUUAAUACCUUCAAACGUGAUUUUUACUCCCAGCGUUUCAUUUUGUUCCAUUAACUAAUGCUAAUAUUAUCCAUGACAUAAAAUUUGUUGUUACCUAACUAAAUCCCUCCAUGUUAAAAGCUAGCACUCCUUAAGAGAACGUUCAGUCAAAAGUGGUUAAGCUGUUUGCCCAAUUUGUUUGAAGAGGCAAUUAUACUGUACAAAACUAUUAGAAUCUGGAUCUUAUCUGGUCUACUGUUAGUUUGGCUGUGGUUGAUCAUCAUCUUGGUGCAGUUUUUUUUAAAUCUGAUCAUACAGUUACUCUUUUAAAUAGAGUUGGCAUUCACAGCUGACCUGUACUCUCCGUUAGCAUCUCCUGUAGCUGUUACCAGUCUAUACUCAGUAUUUUUUACUUACCUACAUUUUUAAUCUACCACUUGAUCUGUUUGUCUCAAUGUUUUAAAAACACAGUGCAGCUUGAUUUGCUGUUCAGAAAUCAAUUGACAAACCAGACAAAAAUAGACAAGCUAUCAAGAUAUAAGGUGCCUUGUUUGACACUUUCUGUUUGUUUGUCCUGGUAUGAUCAGAUGAUUGAAAUUGCACCAAUGUGACAAAGUGAACAAAGCCCUUUUUUUAAAGAAACGAGGCUUUGAAUCUAAAGUUGCUCCGUAAAAUGUAGAUGUGACCAAACAUACAAACACAACUGAACCAGUUCCAUAAGGUUUUGUUUUUUCUCCACUUCCGCUGUCUUGAGAUGAAGUGUCUAGUCGGAGAACGGUGUCAUCAAACUCGAGGUGGAUUUUCUAACAUAUAUUGGUUCUUAAGACUUUUUUUUUUUUUUUUUUUUUUUUUUUUUUUUUUUAAUAUUUGUGUAUGACGUUUCAUGAAAGUUUCAAAGUUCCCAUGAAUUUGAUAGUCUUGAAAGCCAAACAUACUAGAUUUUUAAGAUCUAUUUUAUUCUGUGGCGUAAAUUUGGAUUUCCCCUGUUUUUGAAAACGUUAACUUCGAUAGUCCAAAGAAACAAAAGUGCUUAACCAAGAGUGUAAUGUAGAACUCCCCUCUAUCUAGCUCUUUAGAAGAUGUCCCUGACACGCAAACCUAUUUGAGUCUAGAAACUUUAUUUGUAUUUUUUUUUUUUUGCUAAAAUUUAAAAAUUGUACUUUUUCAUCUUUUUAUAAUCUAUUACUGCCAUCUGGGGGGGUUGUCCAGUCAGAUUUUUGUCUCAUGUGGUCACCUGUAAUACCUGACCUCAUUUGAAAAACCAGCGAUUGCUUGCAUUAAGGAAGUGUUGCAAUGUUUAGGAAAUAUCACACACUGCUCUUGAAAUUGGAUAUUGAAUCAACUAAAUUAUCUGAAUUUGUUAAUUACUACUUUUGUUGUCGCCUUUUUGAAAUUUUCUGUAGAAUUUCAACAGCAGUGUGUGACAGUGUCCUUCACAUGACAACACUUGAAUUUGAUCAAGAGGCAAAGAUUUGCAUAGACUGGGAAAUGUAUAUUUUCUGAAAUUGUAUAAUUUUUAGUCCAUUUUAGUUUUGAUACGUAGUUUUAGAAUUGCUUGCACAUGUUUAGUGCAAAAAUGUGUUAAUACAUUUUCAGUGUUAUUCAAUAAAAGAGUGAAAAAUUG
Molecule: messenger RNA, 4306 nt
Organism: Thunnus maccoyii (southern bluefin tuna)
Lineage: Eukaryota; Metazoa; Chordata; Actinopteri; Scombriformes; Scombridae
Gene: uhrf1
Product: ubiquitin-like with PHD and ring finger domains 1
Exons: 17
Coding region: 148-2484 (778 amino acids)
Biological process (GO): negative regulation of gene expression via chromosomal CpG island methylation
Molecular function (GO): protein binding; ubiquitin protein ligase activity
Source: RefSeq, a predicted model, not a curated record